Messenger RNA from Carassius carassius (crucian carp), 1709 nucleotides. RefSeq names its product coiled-coil domain-containing protein 106-like. The coding region runs from base 220 to 1374 and encodes 384 amino acids. The transcript has 9 exons. Lineage: Eukaryota; Metazoa; Chordata; Actinopteri; Cypriniformes; Cyprinidae. The record is from RefSeq and is a predicted model, not a curated record. Gene Ontology annotation, cellular component: nucleoplasm.
GUCUAUCGUCACGUUGUUUUUAGCUCUGCUGCUGAGGGUGAUUUAAUUGUUAUUGUUAGCAGGCUGAUUCUUCAGCAAACACAACGAAAGUGCAUUGAGACACGCAUCAAAUACGUGACAGAAAAGCACGUUCAACACGCGAACAACGGUUUAGAAAUAAAGCAGAUGUUGUGAGUAUUUUGGAGGACAGUCGCUCUCUGUGUCUGAACCGGUGGAAAUAUGAAUGAUGCGGAUGCAGCCUCAAGGAAGCGCGCGAGCUCCCGAGAGCUCCAGCCUCCCAAGAAUGAGGAUGCCUAUGAAAUCCCCAUUCCCUUUGAUGACAACAACUUUGAUCAGCAGGGAGGCUUCUACAACCAGAAUGACCACAACUUUGACGGAAGUGAUCUGCCAGCACAGAGCAGCUCGUACCUGUUAAUCAAUAACCUGCGCACACAACUACAGAUCUCACUGGAGAAAAAUUCAUGGCUGCAGAAACGCAUCGAGGACCUGGAGGAGGAGAGGGACUUCCUGCGCUGCCAGCUCGAUCGGUUCAUCUUCUCGACCAAGAGUCAGGAAUGCAAUGGUAAUGAUUCCAGGAGUUUUUCUUGGAGAAGGACGAGAGAAAAUGAUCGCGAUCAACAAGUGGAGAGCCAGCGUUCAUCCAACCGUCAAUCAUUCCAGCAGAGGCCAACCCAACAGACUUCAACAAAUCCCAAGGCCCUGAGCUCUGUUCCUGGUCCAGUCAGUGCUCAGAUAAAUUCCUUGUAUGGAUCUCCCCACCCUCAGCCUCUUUUGCAGGGCCACGGUGGCGGCAGCACCAGCAGUAGCAAGAACAGGUCCCUCAAUGAACUGCAAGAAUCCCUCACUCUUCUGGGAGAUGAAGAAGAGGAUGACUACCUUGAGGAUAGCUACCUAGAGGAAGAGGAAAUGAUGUCUCGAGAAGAUGUGAUAACAGAGAACAUGUCACUUCGGAACAUUGGCACAGCCGGAAGACCCACCGGCAGUCAUCCUGCUCUGAAGAGAAGAAGGGUAUUCAGAAUCGCCAGAGGGAGAGAAAGACAGAGAGUGAAAGACGCAGCAGGUGUGCUGUUUCGCUACAAAAAGAUCCUUGUAACAUACCAGAGGUUUAAGAACAUGUCCAAGGCCUUCCAGAUCCACGGUGUAGAUCGUAAUACGGUGGCCUCUACCACACCCAUUGCUGAGCUUCUGCUGGUGGCUCCAGAGAAGGUGGCUGAGGUGGGCGAGUUUGACCCGUCUAAAGAAAAGCUUCUAGACUACGCCCGGCGGUGUUAUAUUGCCCUCGACCCACAGACACUCAGCAAAGUGCAAGCCCUGAAGAAGAACAACCUCCUCCUUCCCAUCUCAUACAGGUUGAAAGGAACGGAUAAUCGAUAAUAGGAAGAUUUAGCAGGGUGAUUCUUAUCCUGCUACUAUACAGUGAAACCCUUCACUGUAUUUUAAUGUACCAUAGGACACACAUCUCUCAUCUCAACAUCCACAUUGUUCUGUUCAGAUCCGCUGUACUCUGAUCCAAGUGUAUUAUCACUCACUCAUAAAACUGGACGCUCAAAGCUGCGAGUGGGUUGCACACUUUUGCUUUCAGGUUUGGUAUUUUAAAACAGAAGUUAGUUCUCAAACCCCUUUUUACACCAUUCUUUCAUAACAGACUUUUUAGUAUCCCCUAAUUGUUGCUAUGGUUAAAGCUCAAGAAUUUACCUUUAGUUAUGAUA